GUUAUAUAUCGCACUACUUGUAUAUAUAUAUGUUAAUAUAAGUUUUCAAUGGCGCGUCAAUUUGAUACACGCCCCACGAUAUUCUCCUCGGAGGGGCGCCUCUACCAGGUGGAAUACGCCAUCGAGACCGUUUCGUACGCCAACCCCUGUUUAGGCAUCAAGACCGAGGAGGGCAUUGUGUUAGUUGCCGAACACAACAGUUCGAAUCACUGCGAUCGAAUGGAGAAGAUAUACCAACUCAAUGAGAAUACACUGUGUGGCACGGCGGGGAUAGCGAGCGAUGUUCAGGUCCUGGUAGGCGAGGCGCGGGCCAUCGGGCAGCGCUUCCAAUUUUGCUACGGAGCCAUUAUGCCAACCGAACAGCUCACCUCCCAUCUGUGCGACAUCAUGCAGGCGCACACCCAGACUGGUGGAAAGCGGCCCUUUGGCGUGUACAUGCUAUUCGCGGGCUGGGACAAGGAGCUCGGCUAUCAGCUGCUGCAAUCCGAUCCCAGUGGCAACUACACCCUCUGGAGGGCCGUUUGCAUUGGCAAAAACUUCCUUGCUGCCACACACUUGUUGGAGCAGGAACUGGCAAAUAAGACAGGUUCUAUCAGUCUCGAGGACGCCAAACAGCUGGCCCUAAGGGCAUUGAGCAGGACUUCUCUGGCCACCGAGCUAUUGCCAGAUAUGGUCGAAGUGGCAACCCUACAGCGUUUGCAGGAUAAAACGCUUUUCACACGACUCGAGCCGUCCGAGGUGCAGGCGCUCUUUAACAAGCAGAAGGCUAAACCCACAGCUUAACAGGCGCACUCCUCUUCAGGGCUUUAAGCCACGCACUUUUCUUAGAUGUUGUGGUUUUCUUUGCUGUAUUGUUGUUGUUGCUGUUGUUGUUGUUGUGGUAUCUACACAGAAUAUUCAUAUUUCGGUUCAAUACACAAAGAACACAAAUCCCUCA
This is a messenger RNA of Scaptodrosophila lebanonensis, 937 nucleotides long. RefSeq names its product proteasome subunit alpha type-4-like. Lineage: Eukaryota; Metazoa; Arthropoda; Insecta; Diptera; Drosophilidae. The coding region runs from base 49 to 783 and encodes 244 amino acids. The record is from RefSeq and is a predicted model, not a curated record. The transcript has a single exon. Gene Ontology annotation, cellular component: proteasome core complex, alpha-subunit complex; cytosol; nucleus. Gene Ontology annotation, biological process: ubiquitin-dependent protein catabolic process.